Molecule: messenger RNA, 955 nt
Organism: Ostrinia nubilalis (European corn borer)
Lineage: Eukaryota; Metazoa; Arthropoda; Insecta; Lepidoptera; Crambidae
Exons: 2
Coding region: 234-767 (177 amino acids)
Source: RefSeq, a predicted model, not a curated record
UUGUUGUCUCGUCCUCGAUGAUGAAAGAUAACUAGUGUAGUCCCGGCUUACAUCCUCUGGCGUCACACAAUUUUAAAGCUAAAAUAAAAUAUUUCUGAACGCAGUCGUACCUAGGUCCCACCACGCCAUCUAUACCUGUCAACUCAUUCGGUUUUCCGUGUUUAAUGGCGUCACGUUUGCGGUCGUGAAAAUUUUGUUAUUUAGAGUGUUUUUUGUACUGAAUAUUCGAAAUAAUGGAAAUAAAAAGGAAAGGAGAACAUAAACUUCCUCUACUGAAAAAGAUUCGACGGUUGGAAAAGAAAAUAAUCAGUUUACCGGAAUCCGAUGACGAAGUUAAGGAGAUUGAAGGUGAAAUCGAAAGUGAAAAUGAGAAUGAUCAUCCUGAAACAGAAUUCCUUGAGGAUCUUAUCCUUGACGAGGAUUACAACAAAAAGGAGGAAUUAGGGGAUGAAGUACUGAAUAUACUAGGAGUGGCUCCCACUCCAACCCCUAAGAAUGCACUUCUGCUCAAACAAAUUGCUGAGAGAUGGUGCGAGAUCCUGGAGAAAGGAUUAAAAAAAGAUGAAAAAGAAACAGUUACAAAAGACAAUCCAGCCUUCCAGAAUGUACUCAAGAUGUGUGCUCAAAAACAUAAUAAGGAAGUUGCCGCUGCUCUAAAUGACAGGGCUAAGAGAAGGGAUCAAGUAAUUGAAACCCGACAGAAACAAAUGUCCACAGCCUUGGCCUGUGUAGGCCAUGCUGUACAGAUGUGUAUCGGAGAUCAUUAACAACUAAAACUGUAUUAAGAAGCUGAAUGAAGCGGGUUAGCAGCUAAGUGAUUCUAUAUGUUCCGGAAACCAAUUGAUGUAGAAACUUGGCACUCUCAACAAUAAAAAAUAACAAUCUAAGGAAUCAUUACUUGAAAUUGAGAAUGGAGAUUAUUUGUUUGGUAAUAAUCUGAUUGAAAAAAUAAAAA